CCGUUGCGGUGUAGAUGGUACAGUCCACAUGCAGUCCGGAGUUGUUGCUGAGGAGCUCCCACUAUUCAGCACCGUUCAAACUGGCAUGCAGCCUACGCUCUGGGCACGAAGCAGGAGACUGCGCUUCUCAUGAAAAAUGUUACCCUUUUCUCAGCGGGGAUACCUCGGACAGAAGGGCAGGGUUGCGAUAUAUCACGUAUUGUGCAUUAUUUCAGGUGCGUGGGGCAGUCAGGUGUUGGUGCCUCAGAGGGUGAGUGCUGUGCUGGGGAAGAAUGUGACUUUAGAGUGCAGGGUGGAGGUUGGGUCGAACCUCACCCUCACUCAGAGUUCCUGGGAGCGCCGUCUUCCUUCAGGCUCGGCCGCAGUGGCAGUGUAUAACCCAGAGUUUGGCACUUUCAUCCCUCCAGAGUACAUCAAUCGCUUGUACUUUCGCUCACCCUCCUCUCAUGAUGCCACAAUUGUUCUGGAAAAUGUGGGCUUUUCAGACGUGGGGAUCUACACAUGUAAGGUAGCUACGUUUCCUCUGGGAAACACUCAAGCCUCCACUACUGUCAGUGUACUUGUGGAGCCGAAGAUCUACAUGUCUGCUGGUUCGACUGCCCUGAUCGAUGGUGGCAAUGAAACAGUGGUGGCCACCUGUAUUGCAGAGCGAGCUAGACCUCCCGCUGAGGUGUCAUGGGAGUCCAACAUCUUCGGCCAGUCCGAGGUUCAUCUGUUUGAUGACGUUAACGGCACGACCAGCACACAGGUCCGCUACAUCUGGCAGCCCACACGUCACGUCCAGGGCCAAGCUCUUACCUGUGUGGUCCGACACCCGGCUCUGCAGAACGACUUUAGGAUCCCCUACCAGCUCAAUGUGAAGUUUGCUCCUGAUAUUUCUGUUGUGGGAUAUGAUGGAGACUGGUAUGCGGGUCGUGAAAAUGUUCAGAUGGCAUGCAAAGCCAACGCAAACCCACCAGCUCACUACUUCAGAUGGAUCAGGUUGGACAGUGAAAUGCCAGAGGGGGUGGAAGUCAUAAACAGCACUUUGUUCUUCCUGCGUCCCCUCCAGCGGAACGACUCCGGUGUUUACAGGUGUGAGGUUGCCAAUGACAUCAACCUCCGCAGUCGGGAUGUGCGCAUCCUGAUACAAGAUCAGUCCAAAGCAGAGCGGACAAACUCCAUCACCGUUGUCGGAGCUGUGAUGGGCGCAGUCCUUGCCCUGUUCCUCAUCGUGGUCUUCAUCAUCGUGAUCGUCGCCGCUCGCAAAGCCCCUCCAACAGCGUUCACCGACAAAGUAAUUGACCUUCCUCCGACUCACAAGCCGCCCCCUCCCUAUUCGGAGAGAGCACCGGCUGUUCCUCUGGGAGUCCACGCAUCGCAAGUGGCCUGGCUGUGUCAGACCCGUAGGGGAGAGCGCAGGUUUGAGCAGCACCCGCCUGCAGCGAGGGCCACAACCCAGCAGCGCUCACGUCUGGAUUGGGCGUGUCAUCAGAGCGGGACUGACCGGGUGUACAUCAGCCACCGCGAACACUACGUGUGACAGAUGUCCUGAACGCAGCCUACCAAUCACCUGCCGGCGAGCAAACAGGCGUCACCUGAUUCCCUGAGCCAUCAAUCCAGAGGAGGACGGGCAGCAGCAGCAGAGGAGGAAGAUGUCCCUCUUUGCAGGCAGCUCUUUACACUUUCAUCUCUUUUCAUUUCAUGUUUAAAAAAAGAAGAAGAGGGGAACAGGCUGUUCUUGAUGCCAGUUGACUCCCAGGCUCUCACAGAAAUAGGAAACUUAGUAAAUAUGUAGGCGUAGCUUGGAACAAAAGUGGGAACGACUCCUUCAGUUCCUGAAAUGUCAAACUAUUUCCUUUGGCGCUUCGCUGCAGACAUGCCCAGCAUAAACCUUUCUUAUAAUGAAGUUUGUGCUUUAGCAGAAAAUAAUCUCACCAAACAUUCAAACUCUCUCUUCUCUCAUCUUCUCAUGUUAAAGAAGAGAAAUCUUUGGAUUCAUAUGUGUGAAUCUGUAAAGAAUUAGUUUUCUUUUGAUUUGUUAAAUUAUAAACUUAUCAGGGAAACAAUAGGCUGUUCUGUAGAAAAACAAAACUACUUCUGGUUUUUAAUGUGGCAAUCCAGGGAACUAACCUUUUAAAGGAUAAUCUUAAUCCUAUUUACAUGUCUUGAGCUUAUUGACAGCUAAUAAAUCUCGAACGCAAGUGUAAGGGACGAGGUGAGAAGUUUUUAAAGGAGCGAUUAUGAGCUGCUGUGUAAAGGCAGACGGCUCCAUAAUGGCGCUCGAUGACCUUUAAGAAGUAAACGCUGAAGCUUGGAAGUUUUGAGUCACCAUGUAAUGAAAGAAGAGAAGCUAUCCUUGAAGAUUUCAGAGAGUUUGAAUUGAUGCUGGUAGGUUUUUAUUUAUUUUUUUUUUUUACUUCUUUUGAAUAAAAACAUCUUGUCAAGGUCAUCAACACAUAAAAUUUACUGUUUUUUUCCCCCAGAGACAAAAGCUCGUUCUAAUACCAGGAAACUCUUAAAAAGAUGACGAGGUGUUUGAAAAGCUGGAGGUAACAUUUUGUGUUGAUGUUUGAAACGUUUGACUCGGUUGUUGUAGCUCUGAGUUUGUCUUUCUGAGGGAUGCUGCAGCCAUUUCCCAUGGCUGACCCCUAGUGGCCGAGCAGAGCAUCCUCAGUGACCUGUGUGACCUUUAGCUGUUAUGUCUUAAUGUAGACACUUAAGACUAAAACACACAGAGUUUCUACAUGUUUCUAGUAAAUAACUUUUAUUGGGGGGCAAAAUAUUCAACAUAAUACAUGUAAAAACGACUAAAUGUACAACACAAAAUGAUCUGUUAGAUUUUUCUGGAGAAAAUCUUUAUGGUUUCUUUUCACAAUAAGGCCACAAAGACUAACAUUGCACACACAAUAUGAUUUGAAGCAUUAUUGCAUAGUUUAGUUUUUUAUUUCUCAAAAUUAGAUUUUAAAAGUUGAAUCUAUACUGUGUGUGAAACAUCUCAUUGAAAGGGGUCUUCAGAAUAUUCUGGAGGAAACCGAGCAGGUCUCGAUACCGAGCAUCGCUAACCGAGAUAAAGUAGAAAUGUUUGUGCCGUAUAUGAAGUGUACGUGUAGUUUAAACUCAUUAACACAUGUAAGCGUGUGUACUGAUGCACCAUUUAACGUUCAUCUGAACAGAGAGGCUGUGGCUCAGGUUUGGCAGCUGAAGUCACAGAAAACACAAUCUGUCAUCCAUCUCAUGUAAUCCAAAUGUUUCAGCAAUAACUUUAAAGAAAAAACACUUUAUAAAGUUCUUGUUUCCUUGUGAAAGACUUUUAUUGUGGGGUAUUCUGUGUAAUUUUGUGUGGAUUAUUUUGACAAAUAAACACAAACUGUUACUUUUGGAUUUGCUCAUUAAUGCAAACUUUCAAUGACAAUACAUAUUAUAAUUUUGUACAGCAAUUAACAAAAUUAAACACAAUUAAAAUGACUGUGGUUUGGUUGAAGUGAUGUUCAUUAGACCUCCAGCAAUAGGCAUUGUUGCCAUGGUGAUAUUGACCUCUUUCUUAGGUAAAAUUGAGUAACUAACAUCCAUUGUCUGAACCCGCUUUGUCUACGUAGGGUCGCAGGGGGGUGGGGUCUCCAAUGGGCAAUCAGGCAGAGUACACCCUGCAUAGAGAGCCAGUCCAUCGCAGGGCAA
Molecule: messenger RNA, 3657 nt
Organism: Nothobranchius furzeri (turquoise killifish)
Lineage: Eukaryota; Metazoa; Chordata; Actinopteri; Cyprinodontiformes; Nothobranchiidae
Gene: nectin3b
Product: nectin cell adhesion molecule 3b
Biological process (GO): heterophilic cell-cell adhesion; homophilic cell-cell adhesion
Cellular component (GO): apical junction complex; adherens junction
Source: RefSeq, a predicted model, not a curated record